GGGAGUAUUUGCUGCUAAUUGGUACUCUCUGGCCUAGACUUCUGCUUUGAUCAACUUUUCCAAGCAGGGAGGGGGAAAAGACAGAGCUCUCUGUGGAGACUGGAGAGGAAACUCAAAAGGCAUGUCUCUGGGCUACGCAGAGAAGCUGUCUUACAUUGAAGAUGUUGGCAGCGUUGGGAUGACGGAGUAUUACGACACACCCCAUGUUCUAGAGGAGAAAGCUGAGAGGCUUGCAUUGAUGAUUAAAAAGAGUAAGCAUUUAGUGGUGUUUACCGGAGCAGGAAUAUCUACUUCAUGUGGUAUACCCGACUUUCGUGGUCCGAAAGGUAUCUGGACUCUCCAGAAAGAAGGAAAAACUAUGCCAGAAGCAUCAUUGCCAUUUCACCGUGCAAUGCCAAGCAUGACCCAUAUGGCCUUGGUUGAAUUGGAGCAGGCUGGCAUCCUAAAGUUUAUUAUUAGCCAGAAUAUUGACGGCUUACAUCUUCGAUCUGGUAUUCCAAGAGAGAAACUUUCUGAGUUGCAUGGAAAUUCAUUUAUGGAAAUUUGCCCUUCAUGUGGAGUUGAGUAUAUAAGAGACUUUGAAGUAGAAACAAUUGGACUGAAGGAGACAACACGGAGUUGUACAAAAGCGGGUUGUGGUGCUAGGCUUAGAGACACAGUUCUUGAUUGGGAGGAUGCCUUGCCCCCAAAGGAGAUAAAUCCAGCAGAAAAGCAUUGCAAAAUGGCUGAUCUUGUGUUAUGCUUAGGUACAAGUUUGCAGAUAACUCCUGCAUGUAAUUUGCCCCUUAAAUGCCUCCGGAAUGGAGGGGAAAUAGUAAUAGUAAAUCUUCAGAAAACCCCAAAGGAUAAAGAUGCUAGUUUGGUAAUCCAUGGAUUUGUAGAUAAGGUAAUUGCAGGGGUCAUGAACUUUCUCAGACUGCAAAUCCCACCUUUUAUUAGAAUUGAUCUUUUCCAGACCAUCUUUACUCAGGCUUUAAGUCUAGAUAAAAAAUAUGUUAACUGGACACUUAGGUUAACAAGCAUCCAUGGAAAAAAAGCCCCAUUGCCUUUUAUCAAAUCUGUGGAGGUCUCCUUCUCUGAGAGUCCAAACAUGAAAGCAGCUAUUUUAGAUAAGGAACCUCUUCGUCUCAAAAGGAGGACAGUAAAGACAGCAGACCCUUUUGACAUAACUUUCAGACUGAACUUGAGUGAGGGUUGCAAAUGUACUUGUGCUGAAACAAAAAUUCCAGUUAAUUUUAUGGACUCUGUAAAUAAUUUCAAGGGCGACAAUGGUUUGGUCUUUGACAAGCUAAGGAGAGAGGCUAUGGCUGACCCAAACUGUGGGCAGACUGCGCUAUUUGAGAGAGAGACCAUCUUGGUUCCCAAAACCGACAUAUUUGUCCAUGCCAUUGUAACUAACAUUGUGAAAUAUGAAGCAAAUCAGAGUUCAACCAAUGGGUUGAAGAGGAAACAUGAAGGCUUUAAUGGCACUAUCCCUUCUCGGAAGCGAUCAAAACGCCACUGGAAACCCAAACAUCCGUUGAUAAAUUAGGCCAUACAUUGAUAUUUCAGCAUACUGUAAAUAGUUUAGCGCCACUCGAUGAUGCUUCACUGGUAAAUGUUAAUUUGUAGGAGCCGAGUGAAUUUUUGUAGGUCUCACACACACACUCGGGGUAGCUUAUACUGAAGAAAUAUUAAUAUAUUCA
Cuscuta europaea is the source of this 1685-nucleotide messenger RNA. The record is from the annotation of a GenBank genome assembly. NCBI's taxonomy places the organism in Eukaryota, Viridiplantae, Streptophyta, Magnoliopsida, Solanales, Convolvulaceae.